This is a messenger RNA of Aspergillus wentii DTO 134E9, 748 nucleotides long. RefSeq lists its product as uncharacterized. The record is from RefSeq and is a predicted model, not a curated record. Bases 74 to 649 code for a protein of 191 amino acids. Lineage: Eukaryota; Fungi; Ascomycota; Eurotiomycetes; Eurotiales; Aspergillaceae. The transcript has a single exon.
UGAGUUUCUGUACAUGUACUUUGUAGUGUGUACUCCGUAGUAACUCUUUCAUUCUGCCUGGUAGAAUAAGGUUAUGCAUGAGAAGCUCUUCGUCACCUUCAUCACCAUCAUCACCAUCACCUCUGCUCAAGGGCAACCGAUCUUCUCCGAUAAGCGCUGGUACGGUAAUAUUACGGUACGUGACCAAGUCCGCCUCGAAUCCUCCCAGUUCCGGCCGGCGAUCUGCCAAUCACAGCGCCCCCCUCCACACCUUUUUCCCCCUGCUGCCGCUGCCAAUCUGGGCUGCUCUGCGGCUUUCUUUCUCCAUCCCCCCAUUUUUCCAUCGCUGUCAAUCCUUCUCACACUCUCUUUUUCUUCCUUUUCUCCUCCUCCUCCUUUCCUUUUCCUGUUUCGUACACCACAUUCAUUCUUUUUCUUUUUUUGCUUUUACUCGAUCUGCCUAGUCAUUCCUUUUUCUUUUUUCUUUUUUUAUUUUACACACCCUCCUUCUUUACCGGUUGUUAUAUUUUUCCUUUUUAUAUUAUCUUCCUCUCUGUCCGCGGACUAUACCUUCACUUGUUUCCCUCUUCCCAUCUUCUCUUCAUUCAACUACUUGUCAUUCCCUUCCAAGACUCUUAGGUCUAUUCAAUCUCCCAGAUCCUUCCAAUAAAGUAUCACUUCCUUCUAUCUCUCUUGUCAUCCAUCCUUCCAAUUGUUCGAUGAAAUAGAGCCUUCCCGUCACUGGCUGCCACGACUUGUGCAGCAUUCC